Molecule: messenger RNA, 2121 nt
Organism: Sander lucioperca (pikeperch)
Lineage: Eukaryota; Metazoa; Chordata; Actinopteri; Perciformes; Percidae
Gene: ogna
Product: osteoglycin, paralog a
Exons: 6
Coding region: 174-1028 (284 amino acids)
Molecular function (GO): protein binding
Source: RefSeq, a predicted model, not a curated record
AAGUGCUGUGCUCUAUAAACUCUGCUUUAAGAGUCUGCUGGAAGCUACUGGUUCAGCCUUUAAAUACAGUCAUUUGACACAUCCCAACUGGGGUUCGUAGCAUAGAGCAGCUGCUGACCUAGACUCAGGCUUUAAGACGAGCUGGUGUGUCGGCGUCACACUGCUUGGACAGCAUGAAGGCUCUCUUAUUCACCUGUAUGCUGGUGCCAUGGCUAGUGGCAGCCUCGGCCAGGAGGUUUGACCAGGACUCACAGCUGAUACCAAGAUCUCUACCUGGCAAGGAGCUGAACGGAUACUUCGGUGACCAUUUGAAAUCAAGCAGGGCUAGGAGGGCGCUGCCUCUUGCUGAUGAACCGGAUGACAGCCCAACCAAAGAGGAAGGAGACGUCUCUGACUUGCCCACCUGCCUGCUUUGUGUGUGUCUGACUGGUUCAGUAUAUUGUGAGGAGGUCAGUCCAGACAUGAUCACCGUUCCCAGCUUGCCAAAAGAGACGACCUACCUUUAUGCCCGCUUCAACAAGAUCAAAAAGAUCAGCACCAAAGACUUUGCUGACACAUUGAGUCUGAAGAGGAUUGACCUGACGGGAAACAUGAUCUCAGAGAUUGAAGAUGGGGCAUUCUCUAAGCUAAUCGACCUGGAGGAAUUGUCUCUGGCUGAUAACAGAUUGGUCAAACUUCCUAUGCUCCCUGCUGCCAAACUCAAAUCCUUCAAUGCCAACAAUAACCUCCUCAAAACCAGGGGUGUCAAAGCUAACGCUUUCAAGAAAAUGACCAAGCUGGCAAACCUGUACUUGGCCAACAACCAGCUGGAAGCUAUUCCACACAUCCCAGACAGUGUUCGGAUCUUACAUCUACAGAACAACAACAUCACUGAGGUCAACAUAGACACCUUCUGCAGGUCCAAUGACACCUACUACUUACGGCUGAGCCUCAGCGAGGUCCGUAUGGACGGCAACCCCGUGUUGCUGUCUAAGUAUCCCGACAGCUUCACCUGUAUGAAGGUACUGCCUAUCGGACAGUACCGCUGAGACAGAAACUUUACUGUAGCCCCUUUGUUGCUGAUGAAGCAGUUUUCCCACAGCAGAGUGCUGUGGGGAUACCGUGACGUUAUGGAUUUUGGGGUGCUGGUCCCAUGGUGGGGAUAAAGGUGUCAAUGUUCUUACUUCAGCAAACCUACAAACAGCUUGUGACAUUGUCAGGUCGAAAUGAAACCAUUCACUGGACUAAAGUUGUAGAAUUGAAGGAGUUUCUAUACUCUGGCCUUUUUCAGUUCCACUGACCGGUGGGGAAUUUAGACGUCUGCAUGAAGUUGCACGAGAGUUGUUAAGAGCUACAGUCACAUGAACUGGUGCAAAACCACCUGAGAAGGGUAAAGGCUUUAAUAUGCUUCAACAAACUAGUUCGUCGGACCAUGUUUAAAAUCAGCGUUUCUACUAGUUGUGUAUAUCUUCGCUGAAAGGCAGGGGGAAAGGCCUUCUUUGUCCUUUGAAUCAUGUAGUAUUGAUACAUUAAAUCAUACAAAAAGGAAUAGCGGCACACACUUUCAGACAAUCUCUCGUCUAAGGAAUGUAUGAUGUUUACAAGAAAAGUGAUGAAAGAGCUUGAGAAAGAAGUUCAAACCAUGUCUACUUCAUCACACCUGGCCAAUCCCUGCAUAGUGGACGUGCUCGUCAGAUUGUCAUUCCAGACAACAGAAUUUUUCUAACACAACUUUCAAUUCUGCCAUCAGAAAGGGGGGCUUUAGAUGAUGUUAAUAAAUUGGACAAACCCUUUGUUUUAAGCAUACUAAAGCUUUGACAGUGGGACUAAAGUGACAAAUAGCCAGAGAGAAUGAUUUAGGCCACCUGUUCAGAAGACGCCACAGGUGAGGUGCGUUCUAUGUCUUUUCCACAGGUGACGCAAUGCCAGUAGAACCGAUGUACUAAAUGAGUGAAGCGUCAACACCUCUACAAAGACAGUCCAAUUUAUUGUUUCAUUUUCACCUGACUCUGUACUACCUACAUGAAUGAAACUACUCAAACUGCUUGUGACUUUGAACACACACACACACACACACACACACGCACGCACUAAACAAGCCAACAGGCUUUCUUAUACUGUCAACUACCUGUUUCAGUUUAA